GAAACGGAUGCCGCCCUCGAGAUUGCGCUUUUUGUUCGUCAGCAGCUCCGACGAGUACAAAGGAAGCAGCCGCGGAGACCUUGUAUGCAAAGCCUGCCCUGACAAAGCGGAUCCCACCACAUCGGAGCCAAAGGGAGUGCGCCUGGACACGGACGAUGAUCCUGCCGAUAACCGCGCUGCGGCUGGCGGUCGCGGCCGCCGUGGAGAACGUAACCACUCCGUUGCCGGGAGACUUCCCCGAUGGCGACGUCAUCAUUUGGCGCCGAAGCGACGAGGGCGCCGAUAACUCGUCGUGGCUGCCACCGCCUCUUCCGCCGUCCUUUGUUCCGGACAAAGCGGACGCGGGCUUCUCACCGGACUAUAACACGCGAAUAAGGCUGCCCCAGAACUCGACCGAUGUGCUCACCGUCGCGGAUAUCGCUGAAAUCGAGAGUAUGCUCGUUAGGCUGAACGAGACAACGAAUGGUACGUCAUUGGACGACAGCGAGAAGCCUGCUGAGCGCGUUCGACGCUCGAUCGACGACGAAUACGAAGAGGAAGACGAUGACAAUUCCAUCCCGUCGUCGAAAUCUCAGGCGAGUCCAGAGAUUUUUCCACAGCGUACGUCCGCUCCUGGCUACUCGGGAGACGCUCAAAUGAGGCCAGCGCCGCAGAUGGACGACGCAUCUUCGGAUUUCUUCGGCAAGUUCCUCGACGGCCUCAAGGAUGCAGAUCAUGUGGAGGAAACUCCCGCCGCGCUAGCUGAGCCCGAGUUUGCCGCGACAUCCUCGGCGAAGGACACAGACGAUGAGCAGGUGAGAGACCGCCGCCAGGCCACGCCCACCCUUCCAGUAACGUCGGCAGACGACGAUCUCGUGCAAACUUCAGUGGCCUCUCUAGAGCCAACCACCAUUGCACCUCUGGAACAGUCAACUCCUGCCGUUCCCCAGGCAACCACUAUUACAUCUCUUGAAGUGACUACUCUCGCUGUUCCUGAAGCAACCACCAUUGCAACAUCCGAACCAACAACUUUCACUAUUCCCGAAGGAAGCAGUGAACUCCCGCAGUCAACUUCUCUGGCUACCGAGAAGGCUGCGGAGCAGCCAGGUCCGUCGACCACUCCGCCUGAAGUCGUACCAGAACAGCCGGUCGCGGAAUACCCUUCGCACCCAAUCCCACCGAACGAUUUCUACUCGCAGGGCUUCUAUCCUCCAGGCUACUUCCCGCAGGGUUUCUACCCGCAAUACCCGCAAGCUGCCUACCCCCAGUACCCCCAAGGUGCCUAUCCGCAGUACCGACAGUACCCUCAAGGCCCUUACUCCCAGUACCCGCAAGGCUUCUACCCCAACCCAAGCGGCAUCAUAGAUCCCGGUUUCGCACCCGACCCAAACCGUCAACUUCUGCAGCGGGUUCGCGAAGAACAGAGGCGGAAAGGCGUUGGACAACAACCAUGGCAACCACUCGCACAUGGUCCCUGGCAGGGCUACCCCGGUGGCUCUGGAAUCAUCGACCCGGGAUUUGCACCACAGCCAGUGGACCCGCUACUGCAAAGAGCCCUUGAGCACCAGAGGCAGCAUGGGGGUGGAGAAGCACCUGGAGCGCAGCAAGGGAACCAAAUGUCUCCAGAACCACAGCUGAACAUUGUUUAUGCAGAUGGUGGAGCUCAGGGGUAUCCUCCGAACGCGCCAUUCGGUGACCAGGGAGUAGCAGCGCCGCGUGUGGAGGAUACUCUCAUUCAGCAAACGCAAGACCAAGCAAGACAGCAGGAGCAGCAGCAAGAACAGCAGAGGCCAUUGGCUCCCCAAGUGGAAAACGAGAAUCCGCCAGAGGCCGUUACCACUCAGCAGCCUGUUGCUACCGGGAGUAACCGGGAGUAGGAAGGGGUGCAUCAGAGGCGCCCAUGUCUUCGGCAUAUUACAGUACCACAGUAAUGUUGGAGCCGUAUCCCAAAUAAAGAUUGAUCGAAAA
This is a messenger RNA of Dermacentor andersoni, 1947 nucleotides long. RefSeq lists its product as uncharacterized. The record is from RefSeq and is a predicted model, not a curated record. NCBI's taxonomy places the organism in Eukaryota, Metazoa, Arthropoda, Arachnida, Ixodida, Ixodidae.